Coregonus clupeaformis (lake whitefish) is the source of this 3777-nucleotide messenger RNA. Its product is annotated as nuclear receptor-binding protein-like. Lineage: Eukaryota; Metazoa; Chordata; Actinopteri; Salmoniformes; Salmonidae. The transcript has 18 exons. Gene Ontology annotation, biological process: intracellular signal transduction; protein phosphorylation; endoplasmic reticulum to Golgi vesicle-mediated transport. Gene Ontology annotation, molecular function: protein kinase activity; ATP binding. Gene Ontology annotation, cellular component: endomembrane system; cytoplasm. Bases 519 to 2108 code for a protein of 529 amino acids. The record is from RefSeq and is a predicted model, not a curated record.
CUGUCCAAGCAAGUAGCAUAUAUUAAUGAUUGGUACCAUGAUUCGUCCUAUAAAAUGUCAUUCUAGACUCUCACCGAAUAAGAAAACAACGUGGUGGGCUAUCCACGCCCACUGCCGUCUCGUUUUUGAUUAUUUUUUGUAGUGGCUGUAAAUCAGUGCAUGUAUGUUGCCAUUAUUUUAUCAGCCGUGUAAACGUCGGUUCAUAGUAACCUAUUGCUUUAUAAUUGGGAUGUAAAAAACGAUUUCAUGUGGAUUAUGCUUUUGUUCAAUGUAGGACUAAAUCCGGCAGAUCCUGACAAUAACCGGUGGCUACAUAGCUAGCGGAUAUAACGUUAACUAAACUAGCCAAGUUAGCUAGCUAGAUGCGUUAGCUGGGAGCCAGGGAAGUGCGUCUGUUGAAGAGCUUGCUAGCAAAUCGUAUUUCCACAAGGAUUCAACAGAAGUUUGGAGUUGGAGUCUACUAAUACGGAGCUGGCAACAUCACUCAAGUUAGCUAGCAGGCAGCCAAGUCUGACAAGAUGUCAGAGGGAGAAGGGAAGCAGGCGUCGGACCCUGUCCAGGAGGGGAAAGCAGAGUCUGUGGUCUCUGCCUCCACCGAGCAGAGUGUGUCCCCUCCAGUAUCAACUGUGACACACCCCCCUGCCACAACGGCGACAGAGGAUGAGGAGAGCGAAGACGAGUCUGAGAUUCUGGAGGAGAGCCCAUGCGGACGCUGGCAGAAACGGAGAGAGGAGGUGAACCAGCGCAAUGUCCCUGGAAUUGACAACGCCUACUUGGCCAUGGACACAGAGGAGGGUGUGGAGGUGGUGUGGAAUGAAGUCAUGUUCUCCGAGAGGAAGAACUUCAAACUGCAGGAGGAGAAAGUCAAAGCGGUGUUUGACAACUUGAUCCAGUUGGAGCACUUGAACAUUGUCAAGUUUCACAAGUACUGGGCCGACGUGAAGGAAAAUAGGGCCAGGGUCAUUUUCAUCACAGAAUACAUGUCUUCGGGAAGCCUGAAGCAGUUUCUGAAAAAGACCAAGAAAAACCACAAGACGAUGAAUGAAAAAGCCUGGAAGCGCUGGUGUACACAGAUACUGUCUGCUCUCAGUUACCUGCACUCCUGUGACCCUCCCAUCAUCCACGGCAACCUGACCUGUGAUACCAUCUUCAUCCAGCACAAUGGCCUCAUCAAGAUUGGCUCAGUGGCCCCAGACACCAUCAACAACCACGUGAAGACCUGUCGGGAGGAGCAGAAGAGCCUGCACUUCUUUGCUCCCGAGUAUGGAGCUGUUGUAGACGUCACCACUGCCGUGGAUAUUUAUUCCUUUGGAAUGUGCGCCUUAGAGAUGGCUGUCCUGGAGAUCCAGAGUAACGGCGAGUCAUCGUACGUGUCCCAAGAAGCCAUCAACAGUGCCAUUCAGUCCCUGGAGGACCCGCUGCAGAGGGAGUUCAUCCAGAAGUGUCUGGAGCAGGACCCCAAUAAGCGCCCCACGGCCAAAGAGCUGCUGUUCCACCAGGCCCUGUUCGAGGUGCCCUUGCUGAAGCUGCUGUCAGCACACUGCAUCGUAAGCCACCAGUACAUGAUUCCAGAAAAUGCUCUCGAGGAGAUGACGAAGAACAUGGACCCCAACCUGGUGAUUGUGGAGUGCAAGGACGGCGUUCAGAUGAAGCUUUCCCAGUUCCCUGCCCUUGAGCUGGACAAGUUCCUGGAAGAUGUGAGGAAUGGUAUCUACCCUCUGACAGCGUUUGGGGUGCCCGGCCCCAAGCAGCCGGAGCAGGAAGCAGUGAAGUCCCCCAUAGUACCCCCCUCAGUCAAAACCCCCACCCCUGAGCCUGCAGAGCUGGAGACCAGGAAGGUCCUACAGAUGCAGUGCAACAUUGAGCCUGUUGACGAGGGGGCCAAACAUCACCUUACACUAUUGCUGAAACUUGAGGAUAAGUUGAAUAGGCACUUAAGUUGCGAUUUGUUACCAAAUGAGAACGUGCAGGAGCUGGCCGUGGAGCUCGUUCAGCUGGGAUUCGUCAGCGAGGGUGACCAGCCACGACUCGCUUCGGUUCUGGAAGAGGCCUUCUCCACGUUCUACAACCGGAACGGCUUCCUGAAUCCGGUAACCGUCUCCUCAUAACAGAGGAGCCUCAUCCCCCUCUCCUCUCCCUUCGCCUCCCUCAUCCCUCCCUCGUCCUAUCCGACAGGACUUCACUGACGCUCACCCCAAAGGAUUGUGGGAAAGCUUUGCCUGCUCCCCCCCAAAAAACAACUUCCCGCAGCCUCUCUUCACACCUUAUGGUGGAAAUAGCUGCCACUAGGUGGUUUUGUCUUUUUGUACUUAUACUUAUCUGCUUCUCUGUUUUAAAAGAAGAAAAAAACAACUUGGUUGUCACUUAAGUAUUACGAGCUGUAUUUUGAAAGUUAACGCAAAACUGUACGUUUUCAGUCGGUAUGCCAUCAAAAAUAUCUUCUGUCUCGCUUACUCCGGUCUACAUAUACUGUACAUGGUGCUGUAUGUAGGACGAAUGUGGCCUCUUCCUCCGGUAUUGAUUGGACAUGGCUCUUUAAUGCAUCAGAAGAUGCGAGUGUCAAGCGUUUUUUUCCCCUUACGCUUUCUUUUGUAUUAUCAGAAUAUGUAACUGUGGCUGUAGUUAUGACACAUUUACCCAAUCGACCUGUGCUCAGGUGGUGAGAGGGAGAGACGAUUGCAGUCUGAAUGUUGUGACUAUAAUACGAGUUUUAUUUAUCAGUACGGUCUAUCAUGAGUGUGUAUUUCACUUUCAGCACGAAGCGGUUUGGUUCUUUUUAGUGAAUGUUUAGUUGAUUCGAAUCUUCAUAAGCUGUUGCAUACCCAGCAGCUAGUAUUCCUUGGGUCCACAUACACAUUUUGUUGCUUUAUCACUUCCAAUCAUUCUAAGAAAGUGAACUUUGUCACUCGACUGUCGUCUGUUUCUUGCUGUAAUGUUUUAUUUAGCAAAUGGUGGGAAGUAGUGGUACAUUUUCAUCAUGUUUUGUUGCCAUUUCACACACAAUGAAACAGUAUCCGUGUAAGGACCUCUGGUUUACACUUUAAGACUAUUGGCUUAUCAAACAAAAACCUCAAUAGUCUACAUUCCUUAACAAAUGUAUUGACUCAUAACGUGUAGUGAAUACAUGCAUGCACUCUGUAUACCUUCAACUAAACUGGCUGCAAAAGUGAAAUUAUAUCACUCCCUAAUUGCAUUCCUAUCACAUCACCCCAUUAUACAGAAACUAAAACGACAAAGAUGGUGUGGCGGAAGGCUAGUAUGUUAUCUUAUUGUCAUAACAUAUAUCAGUGUCGGAGUUACGGGACUUUGUCUCAUUGAUGCUCUACUCUGCUGAAAGCACACAUUCUGCUUGAAAUCAUAGCUGCCACAGAAUAGGCUUAGAAGUCACCAAACGCGUAUCUGUCCAGAAAGCUAACUUGCUGCUAGUUUACACUACUGUAUUGUUUUUGUUGUUUUAACUAAACUUUUCAAUGCUGUAGCUACUACGGCUUCUGUAUGAUUUAGACCAGCAACGGACAGAUUUGCGUGUGUUAGGGGAGGGGUGUGGGUCUGGUAAGCGGUCGUAGAAUGUUCCAGUAAGUGGUGGGUUGCAGGAAUCAGUCUAUCAUCAAUGUGUCUGUAUUCCUUUACAGGAAUAAGGUUGUCUGAUACAUGGGUUGGUAUCCAUCUUGUAUAGUGUACGUCAUGCUGGACAUAAUGCUGUAUCCACUUCUGCAAAACCUUUCUCCUCUUUUUUAAUUCCCCUUCCUGAAAUAAACAUGACACCUAGCACUUCAA